UACCUCGGUGUCUGUAGGUGCCUCAGGGAUGUGGCGUAUCUCCCCCAGUGAUAAGCUGGACGUAGACAGCGUGAGUGGAGCGGCGUUAGUGAAGAACACCGGAACAGCUACGGUCUUCCACGAUAUCCCAGGGAUAGGGAAAACAUACAGAGAGGUAGUUGUCAACGGUUCUUCAAAUCUAAGUUUCCAGAUUGGUCAAAAAAACUAUUUAACAAAUGCUCCUGAUUCUUCUGCAUUCCACGUUCUUGUCGCCACAAGCAGUGGAAGAGAAACCCUCAAAGGCCCCUGCAGCCCGCUUCAGCUCAGCGCGAUCACAAAUCGGCUUCUCCCGGAGUCUUACUUGAAAUGUGGAGUUGGGUUCAGCAGCACCAUGUUGGACGUUUCGGCUGGGGAAGUCUUCCUUGUGCAGUCAGGAUUCAGCAUCCAAGAAGGUCUUUAUGCCUGUGUGAUCACAGCUAAACCCCAGCCCAGUGAAGUCCUCCUGGCUCUGAGCUUGGCUGAUGCUUCUGUAUACGUGACUGUUUCUCACAGCAGUGACCAGAGGAAGGGGGACACGCAACGAAUCCUUGUUCCUUUCCUCCCUGCCUUCUACCUUUACCAGUCAGAAUUAGUUUUUAGUAUCACACAACUAACUGGUGUGCUAAGAGUGCUGGGAGUUGAAAAAGUAUUAGAAAAGCUGGAGGUUCAGCCCAGUUCUCCGGCUCUAACCGUGAUGCCUCCGGAGCGCUCGCUCAGCAUGCCCGGGCUUGUCUCCUACGUGGUCGGCGUGGUCAACUUCACCUCUCUCCAGCAGAUGCCAGCACCGGCCUUCGUCAACGUGUCUUGUGCUCUCACCGCCCAAAGGGCAGCGGUAGCAGUGAGAGCUCUCACCGGGGAGUGCGCGCCCGGUCAGUGCAGGGAAGUGGGAGUUCAUCACCGGCUAGCGAGCUCUUACCAGGUCCUUCUCUUCACUCUCUUUGCUGUUUCAGCAUUGACAGCUGUUAUGUUCCUUGCCCACAACGCUUUCCUGACCAGGCUGCAAACGGUGCCUGUUGUGUACGUGCCUACUGCCGCUGUACCUCAGACAGGAUAUUCCUAUCCUGCCAGUUCCCAGCACGAAAGGAACAGGCCUCAGCUGGGGCUCUGGAGCGUGCGGAGGUGAAUCCACACCAGAGAGAUCCCCACUGCGAGCAGGGAUGGGUUGUUCCCGACCUGAACGAAAGGAAGCGUUUCAUUUCCCGUUACCUGCUGAUCUGAGCCUCGGAUGUUGAGCACCUGCGCUCUUCUGACGUUUAACUGCACGGUGGGGGCCAGGCCUGGUUACUUUUUGGGAUUAAGGGCAGGCCCGCCAGCCAUGUUCCCUCUCACGUGCUCUGCAACCGCUCACAACCCCCGUUCUUUACCAGCCCAAGUUCAAGUUAUUCAUUACAGUUCAAGACAACAAGCGCAUUAAAGGCAGACCAGCUUGCGUGUA
Molecule: messenger RNA, 1453 nt
Organism: Cygnus atratus (black swan)
Lineage: Eukaryota; Metazoa; Chordata; Aves; Anseriformes; Anatidae
Product: nuclear pore membrane glycoprotein 210-like
Exons: 8
Coding region: 29-1141 (370 amino acids)
Cellular component (GO): nuclear pore
Source: RefSeq, a predicted model, not a curated record